AUGGCCUUUAAUGGAAUUAGAGAAGUGGAGAAUUGUUUUGUAUCUCUUCUACAGCGAUUCAGAAGCCGAAAUGAACUGAAGAAGAUCCAUGCCUCCAUCAUUAUACAUGGAUUGUCACAAAGCAGCUUCAUGGUUACUAAAAUGGUGGAUUCGUGUGAUAAGAUUGGAGAUAUGGAGUAUGCUACUCGUCUUUUUAAUCAAGUAUCGUAUCCUAAUGUCUUUUUAUAUAACUCCAUCAUUCGCGCUUAUACACACCAUUCCUUGUACUGCGAGGUGAUCCGAAUCUAUAGGCAACUGUUCAUGAAGAGCAUUGAACUCCCAGAUCGGUUCACGUUCCCGUUUAUGUUUAAAUCUUGUGCGAGUCUUGGAUCAUGUUAUUUAGGGAAGCAAGUUCAUGGUCAUCUCUGCAAAUUCGGGCCUAAGUUCCAUGUUGUGACUGAGAAUGCGCUGAUAGAUAUGUAUAUGAAGUUUGAUGAUCUUGCUGAUGCAGAUAGAGUGUUCGAUGAAAUGUCUGACAGAGAUGUUAUAUCCUGGAAUAGUUUGCUUUCUGGAUAUGCACGGCUUGGGCAGAUGAAGAAAGCGAAAGCAUUGUUUCGUUUGAUGCCUGAUAAAACGAUUGUGUCUUGGACUGCAAUGAUCUCUGGGUAUUCUGGGAUUGGUUGUUACGUAGAGGCUAUGGAUUUCUUCCGUGAAAUGCAGUUAGCUGGUAUUGAGCCUGAUGAGAUCAGUCUCAUUUCUGUUUUACCGUCGUGUGCGCAUCUUGGAUCUCUUGAGCUUGGGAAAUGGAUCCAUAUGUAUGCUGAGAGGAGAAGGUUUCUGAAACAGACCGGUGUUUGCAAUGCUUUGAUUGAAAUGUACUCGAAAUGUGGUGUGAUUAGUCAAGCUAUCCAAUUGUUCGACCAAAUGAAAAGGAAAGAUGUUAUAUCAUGGAGUACAAUGAUCUCAGGGUAUGCCCAUCACGGGAAUGCUCACAGAGCAAUUGAGAUAUUCAAUGAAAUGCAGAGAGCCAAAGUGAAGCCUAACGGGAUCACUUUUCUUGGUCUUUUAUCAGCUUGUUCACAUGUUGGUUUGUGGCAAGAAGGGUUGAAGUAUUUUGAUAUGAUGAGACAAGAUUAUCAAAUAGAACCAAAGAUCGAACACUAUGGUUGUUUGAUUGACGUUUUGGCAAGAGCGGGAAAACUGGAACGAGCUGUUGAAAUAACAAAGACAAUGCCAGUGAAACCCGACUCAAAAAUAUGGGGUUCAUUGUUAAGCUCUUGCAAAACACAGGGCAACCUUGAUGUUGCACUGGUUGCAAUGGAUCAUCUUGUGGUGCUAGAGCCGGAGGAUAUGGGGAAUUAUGUUUUGCUUGCCAAUAUUUACGCAGAUUUGGGAAAAUGGGAGGAUGUUUCGAGAUUGAGAAAGAUGAUAAGGAACAAAAAUAUGAAGAAAACGCCAGGUUGUAGUUUGAUAGAAGUGAACAACAUUGUUCAGGAAUUUGUUGCAGGAGAUAACAGUAAACCUUUUUGGACUGAGAUCUCUAUAGUGCUGCAAUUGUUUACUUCACAUCAGGAUCAGGAUGUGAUUAAAAACAACAAUGCUCUUGCAUUUAUAGAUAUGGCUUAAAAGCGUUUGAAUUUUGGAAGAAGUAGCAAACUUAUUAGGCGUA
This is a messenger RNA of Capsella rubella, 1648 nucleotides long. RefSeq names its product pentatricopeptide repeat-containing protein At2g20540. Gene Ontology annotation, molecular function: protein binding; RNA binding. The record is from RefSeq and is a predicted model, not a curated record. Gene Ontology annotation, biological process: RNA modification. The transcript has a single exon. The coding region runs from base 1 to 1605 and encodes 534 amino acids. NCBI's taxonomy places the organism in Eukaryota, Viridiplantae, Streptophyta, Magnoliopsida, Brassicales, Brassicaceae.